CUCCCCCUCCUUCGCUCUCUCCCUGCAUCGUUUGGCCGGGCUUGGCGCUCCUGCUGUUGCUCCCACUGCUGCCGCCACCUCCAUCUUGCCGCCUUUCCCCUCUCCAAGCCCUGCAACAGGAGCCGACAACCGCGGAAGAGGCGCUGGAGCGAGCGAGCGGGUGAAGAGCUGCGGGCAACGAGGGGGCGGCGCUGAGGAGGCCGAGCCGACAUUUUGUGCCCCCUCCCUUCCUCCCUCUUCCCCUCCCUCUCCCUCAGCGACGGCGCCAACGGCAGAGGAGGAGGACGAGGCAGCGGCCCAGGAAAGGUUUUCUGAGCUGCUGCUAUGAGGAAACCCCGGAGGAGGUCCCGGCAGACCUUAGAGGGGAGACGUUCUCCUUCACCGUACAGCUUGAAAUGCUCACCCACUCGGGAGACUCUGACAUAUGCCCAGGCUCAACGAAUAGUGGAGGUUGAUAUUGAUGGCCGUCUCCAUCGCAUCAGCAUCUAUGAUCCUCUAAAGAUCAUCACAGAGGAUGAGCUAACUGCCCAGGACAUCACAGAAUGCAACAGUAACAAGGAAAACAGUGAACAACCAUUGUUUCCUUCAAAAUCCAAGAAAACACAAUGUAAAGGCAAAAAAAAGGAGACAUGUACAAAACAUUCUCCCGGGACAUCCUUCCAUCUGCCACAGCCCAGCUUUCGAAUGAUAGAGCCCUUCAGCCAGCCAGAUGCUCCACCUUUGCCUUCAGCAUACUAUCAGUAUCUUGAGAAACUACCUGAGGAUGUUGAUGCUGAAGUGGAAUACGAUAUGGAUGAGGAAGAUUUAGCUUGGCUUGACAUGAUCAAUGAGAAGAGGAAGAAUGAUGGUUAUGGGUCAAUUUCUGCUGAGACUUUUGAACUGCUGUUGGAUCGAUUGGAGAAGGAGUCCUACAUGGAGAGUCGUAACAAUGGAAGCCAGCAGACCUUAAUAGAUGAGGAUGCUGUUUGUUGUGUUUGCAUGGAUGACGAGUGUCAUAACAGCAAUGUAAUUUUGUUUUGUGACAUCUGUAACUUGGCUGUGCAUCAGGAAUGUUAUGGAGUGCCCUACAUUCCUGAAGGUCAGUGGCUUUGUCGCUGCUGCCUGCAGUCCCCUUCCCACCCUGUUGAUUGUGUCUUGUGCCCAAACAAAGGCGGUGCCUUCAAACAGACCAGUGAUGGUCACUGGGCCCAUGUUGUUUGUGCCAUCUGGAUCCCAGAAGUCUGUUUCGCAAACACUGUGUUUCUGGAACCCAUUGAGGGGAUAGAAAAUAUUCCACCAGCUCGCUGGAAAUUAACAUGUUACAUCUGCAAGCAGAAGGGCAUGGGAGCAGCCAUUCAGUGCCACAAGGUGAACUGCUACACUGCUUUCCAUGUUACUUGUGCCCAGAGGGCUGGUCUCUUCAUGAAAAUUGAGCCCAUGAGGGAGACCAGCCUCAAUGGCACAACAUUUACUGUGCGCAAAACUGCUUAUUGUGAGGCACAUUCCCCUCCUGGCACUCUGAAGAAAGGGCACACAGUUACUGUUCGUGGAAGAAGAGAGGACAUUGUAAAGAAGGAGGCUGGGGAUGAGAGCACUCUCAAAAUUAAGAACAAAGUAAAGUUGAAACAGAAGAUAAAGAAGGAAAGUUGUUCUUCGGUUCCUUUACUGAUGGUUACACAAAUCCCCUCUUACCGGCUGAAUAAAAUCUGCAGUGGGCUGUCUUUCCAGAGAAAGAAUCAGUUUAUGCAGAGGCUUCACAACUACUGGCUGUUAAAGCGUCAGUCAAGAAAUGGUGUCCCCCUGAUACGGCGGCUGCACUCUCACUUACAAUCCCAAAGAAAUGCCGAACAGAAAGAACAGGAUGAGAAGACUGGUGCAGUGAAAGAAGAACUGAAGUACUGGCAAAAACUGCGGCAUGACUUAGAAAGAGCACGGCUCCUCAUUGAAUUAAUUCGUAAACGUGAGAAACUCAAGCGUGAGCAGGUAAAAAUGCAGCAGGCUGCUCUGGAGUUACAACUCACACCAUUCAAUGUGCUGCUGCGAACAACCCUGGAUCUACUACAGGAAAAAGAUCCAGCCCAGAUCUUUGCAGACCCUGUAAAUCUAAGCGAGGUUCCAGAUUACCUGGAAUUCAUUUCCAAGCCAAUGGAUUUUGCUACCAUGAGGCAGAAGCUGGAGUCCCACCAGUAUCAAACGCUGGAUGAGUUUGAGGAGGACUUUAACCUUAUUCUUACCAACUGCAUGAGGUAUAACUCCAAAGACACAAUUUUCCAUCGAGCAGCUAUCCGGCUCAGAGACCUUGGAGGGGCAAUAUUGCGUCAUGCGAGGCGGCAAGCGGAAACUAUUGGCUUUGACCCUCAAAUGGGGAUUCACUUGCCAGAAUCACCAAAAACACAAGAUUUUUAUCGUUUUUCAUGGGAGGAUGUUGAUAAUAUCCUUCUUCCUGAAAACCGGGCUCAUCUUUCCUUGGAGGCUCAGCUGAAGGAGCUCCUGGAGAAACUGGACAUGGUGAGCACCAUGCGGUCAAGUGGUGCCCGAACCCGGCGCAUCCGCCUCUUGAGACGCGAAAUUAACUCUCUCCGGCAAAAACUGGCACAGCAGCAGAACAAAACCAUGCCAAAUGGAGAGCCAGUUCCAUGGGAGGAUGGAGUUGAGAAAAUGCUACAUGGAGAACAAAACGAAGACAGAGAGAAAGAUGACACCAAGCCCCCACUUCCCCCCACCCUGGAGCCCACAGGACCUGCACCCUCCCUAUCGGAGCUGGACUCUCUGCAGGACCCUCCAACUCUCAAACCCAUUAGCGAAAGCAAGUUCUCGAAAAGACUCCAUAAACGCCUGAGGUCCGAGGGCGAGCUCUUUGAUAAGAAGAUGCUGCAGAGGGAGAGCCACGCCUUCCAGCGUUUGCUCAGCGACAGUGGCCUGAACAGAUUGGCCCUUCAGGCCACGGGCACUUCUGCCAGCCCCCCGUUUAGUGGCGUGGGCAGGCGGACGUCUGUCCUUUUUAGAAAAGCCAACAAUGGGGUGAAACUGCAAAGAGGUCUGGACUGCCCCCUUGAGAAUGGAGAGGACCACAGCCAAAGUGGGCAGCUCUCUCCCUCCAGCAGAGAGGGAAAGCGGUCAUCCCGGAAACAGCCACAGAGUGGGAGCUGCAGCGAGAGCGAUGGCGAGAAAUCCCCCAGGCAGGCAGGCAUGACAGGAGCAGUGACUAAUGGCUUCAGGAAGCAUAGAGAAAGUGGUUCUGACUCAGAAUCCAGUUCUGGCCAUGGAGGUGGUCUUCCAUUUGGCAUUUGUAGUGAUCUGACUCCACACAAACGUAGUCGAGGAAAGCCUGCCCUGGCACGGGUUCCUUUUUUGGAUGGUGUAAAUGGGGACUCAGAGUUUAACAACUCAGGUAGAAAUUUACUGAUUCCAUUUGAGGAGCACACCGAAUUAGAAGCUCUGGAGCUUGUGUGGGCAAAGUGUCGUGGCUACCCUUCAUACCCAGCCUUGAUCAUUGACCCUGAGAUGCCAAGAGAAGGCCUCCUUCACAACGGAGUCCCAAUCCCUGUCCCUCCGAUGGAGGUGUUGAAGUUAGGGGAGCACAGACAAACAGAGGCGGGAGAAAAGCUUUUCCUUGUCCUUUUCUUUGAUAACAAGAGGACAUGGCAGUGGCUUCCAAGAGAGAAAGUUAUUCCGCUUGGAGUAGAUGACACAGUGGAUAAGCUAAAGAUGUUGGAAGGACGAAAAACCAGCAUCCGUAAAUCUGUCCAAGUUGCUUACGACCGGGCCAUGAUCCAUAUGAGUCGAGUUCGGGGAGACCAUCCCUUUGUUACACCAAAUUAUCUGUAGGGAUUGAAUGAGUCUACUCUACACUUCCUACUUACCCUGGAAAUAAUGCCUGUAAUUGUAAAGGCACAGAGGAUUUCCAUUGAAUUGUAGGAGAUUCCGCCCUGCUUGGAGGAAGGUGUGAUUGCGAUGCUUGUUCAUGUCCCGUAAGAAAGAUGCACGAUUCCUAGCAUAGAGAAAAAGCUCCGGAUAUGAAUAUGAUAUGUGCCAAAAAGCCUGCCUGGGUUCUUUCUGAGUAUGUUUCUCCUGAAAGCCAGCAUUAGAGGAAGUCUUGUUAUGGUCUGACUAGUUAGAGGGUAUCACAAGCAGCUGUAAUGUUAAUGCGAUGGGAAGAAUUUUAGGUUUGAUCAGCUAAACUCAUUUGCUGGUUGGACUAGAAGACUCACAAGUCUCUUUGUGUUUCCAGUGUUCUGCUUGCCCUGAAGAAUUCUUUGGAACUUGCCACUAAUAGAAAUAAUGUGGCCUCCUUUCAAUGACUCUGGUGUGCCAAAUUUUGAGUAAUAUUUGUCACACUUUUUCAUCUUAUUUUUGAAAGUGCUGGUUUGUCCCACCGUAUUUUUACAUUUGCACCCUAGUCUAGAAAUCUCAUGCCUAUAUAGAUUUUUGUGUUAUGAUUUAGCACCAAAAGAAGAUGAAGGUCACAUUGAGUUUUACCCUUUACCUCAUGCACACUUACAUGUAUAGAGUUUUUAUAUAUGAAGAAGCAAUCACUUGCACAGUUUUCUGUCUAAAUCCGUUCAUGAAGCAGUUUUUAGAUUUCAACUACAGAUUUGGGUUGAGUGGUUUUUUUAAAAAAUAAAUAAAUAAAUGGUUUGGAAGCCACCUCGCCAGCCUGGAACAUUGUUGUUAAGGGUCUAAAAAUUGUUAGGAGAUGAAGAGGGAGAAAUUAAUCUUCUGAAAACAUUUGUCCCCACCAUCUCAAACAAGGAGAUGUUUGUACAGAGGAUGAGCUGACUCUACAUAAAUCUGCAUGAUUAUUGGAUGUAGAAGCAACCACCAGCCUGCCUAUGCAGAAAGGGGCAAGCCAAAAGUGGAAAGCUCUUCCCAUAUGCACUCUGCCCUUGUAGUUGGACUGAAGUCAUCUAAUUGUAUGUGCAGAGCUUUCCCAAGCAUGAAGUGUGCUGUAUAUGUUUGCAAAGAGUGCCAUAAGUGUUUUGAAGAAUGUGGCUUUGGAUAAGGGUAUCUGCAUCGAGGUGCAAUUCACCAUUAUUGCUCCAUCGCAUUUUGGGUUGCAUUGGAACACUGUCUUACUUUCUUGCCCACCAGCAUGAACUGGAGUUUCAUCAUUUGCAUUUCCAUACAAGUGUCAUCAUUUGCUUUCUGCUGUGUGAGCCUCCAAGACUAGAAUCUAUUUAAAAAUAGGACAUAACUCUUCGGCAAAUCCAAUUUUUUAAGCACGUGAUAGAAAAACAGGGAGAACUGAAGUUUGCGAGCUGAAAGACAUUUCAUAUUUGAAUUUUGAAUCAUGUAACAUUUUUUUUCCUUUUUUCUUUUAAGCUUUAAAAACCAAAGGUGCAGAGCAAGAUUGUAAUGUGAAGAGAUCGUUACUUUUUUUUUUCAAUUCAUUUUUAAUUAUUUUUAUUUUUUCAUACUAAAGAGAUUGUGGAACAAAAUGUUUAUAUUGGGGAAAAUCACUGCCAUUUCUAUGUGGUAUCCUUUUUAUUUUUUUUAAAAAGGACCACAUCUUAUAUAUUGGGAUAUAUCAGGAUAUAAAACCACACUUUAUACAAAAUAUCUGUAACAUGAAGAGCAUGAAUGGGAAUCUUUAUAAAGAGUGUGGCUAUGGAAGGAACUUGUGUACAUACUUGUAAAAUACUGUUCUAAAUUAUUUAGGCCAAUUGUUACCAUUCUUGGAAGCCCUCAGUUGUGUCGCUGGGUCUUUUGUAUGCACACAGUGUAAUUAAUUUAAAGCAACAUACACUUCCCCAGGUUGUAGCUCGGCUGUGGACUCGUAACCUAUGUAUAACUGUUUUAAGAACGUCCAUUUUACUUGUGUUUGUUUUUUUUUAAAAAAAAUACAUUUUAGAGAUUUGAAUUGGCUAAAAUCCUGCUGUUGCUAUGGGACCUAAACGUGACUUGUCAGUCUGCUGUAAAGCACAGAUGGCUCUAUUUAUUGUAGAAAGUGAGUUUAUUUGCUUUCUAGAACUGUUUAUAUCAGAAGGUAUAAGAGGUAAUAAAUUCUAUGCUUGUAAAGAAAAAAUGCUAAUUUUACCUACUAUAAUCUGACUGUCUGAAACUAUAUUUUCUCUCUGAGAAAUAAAUGUUCUAAUGUAAAA
Molecule: messenger RNA, 6080 nt
Organism: Anolis carolinensis (green anole)
Lineage: Eukaryota; Metazoa; Chordata; Lepidosauria; Squamata; Anolidae
Gene: brpf3
Product: bromodomain and PHD finger containing 3
Exons: 13
Coding region: 325-3807 (1160 amino acids)
Biological process (GO): regulation of transcription by RNA polymerase II
Cellular component (GO): MOZ/MORF histone acetyltransferase complex
Molecular function (GO): protein binding
Source: RefSeq, a predicted model, not a curated record